AUGAAACCGGGGAAUAAAUAUGUUGCCUACUUAAAGGAUUAUUGUUCUAAUUGUACUUUGGCCGGUUUCAGUUAUAUUGCCAACACAAACCUUCAUGUUAUCGAACGUAUAUUUUGGUUCAUAUGUGUAGUCAUAUCAGCUUUUGGUUCUUAUGUCUUGAUCAGCCAAUAUCAACGAGAUUUUAACAGUCGUGCUGUUAGCAUUGUUUAUGAAAGUCUACCAUCCACUCAUAGGAUUGCUUUUCCCACUGUAGCGGCCUGUGAUAUGUACAAUAAAUAUGAGGCUUUGCCGAACUUGAUUGAUUUUGUAGAGGAACUAGAUGGUCCUAAUGCCAAAGACUAUAGUUAUGAAAUUGAGAACUUUAUAAGUUUUUUGAUUUAUCCGUAUAUUUAUCGAGAGGGUAACAUCAAGUCCUGGUGUAAAGUCAAGUGUUGUACAGAGUGUCCCAAGGACAAUUUACGUGAUUUAUAUCACCGGUUUAAAACCAAUUGCAGUGAUUUCUUUGAAUAUUGUGAAUUUUCUCUGAAACCCUUUGAUUGUUGCAAAUAUUUUCUGCCUUUAGUGACACCACAUGGUAAUUGUUUUAUGUUGAAUUCUUUAUUGAACAAUAAAAGAGACAGUCCUACUUGGUUUAAUAAUGAACUAGAUCCCAUGACAGAUACAGCAAAAUUGAAAAUUGUUACCAAAAUGCCCACACAGGUUUCCAUAAUGAACGAGGAAGAUGUACCUCAUGAUGCCCUGCCCGGUUAUAAAAUCGAGGCUAAUAAACCCGGCCAGGACAAGACCUUUCAAAUUUUUAUGCAAACCAUGAUAAAUGAUCCCGAUGUAAGAGACAUUGCGCCAGCCUUUCGUCAAUGUCGUUUUCCCGAUGAACUAUUGCCGGAUACUUCCUAUAAGGCCUAUAGUUUUAGUACUUGUUUUGUGGAUUGUUUGAGAGUACAUCAAAUGAAUGAAUGCAAUUGUUCGGUAUUCUCCGUUAUGCCAGAGGAGAAUGCUAAUUAUAAAGAUUGUGAUUUGGAGGGUUUUCUAUGCUUGGAAAAACUGAUUUUAGUAAGACCGGAUGGUAGAAAUUUACUACCCUGGGCUAAAAGCAAAUACACCUGCGAGUGCUUGCCCUCCUGCACAGAAAGUGAUUUUAAAGUUGUAUUUGAUUACCAACAAAAAAUUAAUGCAUCUAAUCCUUAUCUAACCAUCUCUGUAACGAUGCCAGAAUUUGCCACCGAACGUUAUCGUCGUCAGGCUUUGCGCACACGUUUGGAUGUGGUAGUGACCAUUGGUGGCAUAUUGGGUUUAUUUUUGGGUGCCAGUAUUUUAAGUGGCAUUGAAUUUUUAUAUUAUUUUACCUUAAGAUUAUGGAAUAAUUAUAAAAUGGAAAGACGCCAAAAACGACAGCAGCAACAACAAUUUAAAACAACAAGGCAGCAGCAAGCUUAUUAAAUGAAAGCAACAAAUGAGAAAACACUAGGGAACUGAGAAAAAGCAU
This is a messenger RNA of Lucilia sericata (common green bottle fly), 1483 nucleotides long. RefSeq names its product pickpocket protein 19 (gene ppk15). The coding region runs from base 1 to 1437 and encodes 478 amino acids. Gene Ontology annotation, biological process: sodium ion transmembrane transport. Gene Ontology annotation, molecular function: ligand-gated sodium channel activity. The record is from RefSeq and is a predicted model, not a curated record. The transcript has 7 exons. Lineage: Eukaryota; Metazoa; Arthropoda; Insecta; Diptera; Calliphoridae. Gene Ontology annotation, cellular component: membrane.